AUGGCUCCGCUAAAAGUGCGCAAGCCAGCUGCGGUCAUCUUUGACCUUGUGGCCACCGCCACCAAGUCCUUCUUCAUCGACCAGAUUCUCUUUCCGUACAUCAAGCAGAACGCCAAGAAGUACCUUGUGGAGAACUGGGCAAAUGAAGUCGUGCAGAAUGACGUGACGCUGAUGCGAAAGGCCUCAAAGAAGGACGAGGCGGCGCCAAAAAUCGCCGAGCCGGGGGAGGACGCCGGCAAGGUUCAGGAGAGUGUCGCCAAGUACGUCACCUACUGUCUGGACCAGAAAAAGGACAACGAGGGCAUGACCCUGUUUCGAUUUCACGUCAUCUUUGACGGCUACGCCAAGGGCCGCCUGGAGACGCCGCUGUACACUGACGUGGCUGUGCAGAUGCACCACUGGACGGUGGAGGACAAGGUGAAGCUGUACCUGUUCAGCAAUGGCUGGAAGGAGGCCACCAAACGAUACCUCGCCAAGACUAGCAAGGGCGACAUGAAUCUUCUCAUUUCGGAUCACUUUGACACCGAGGAGGGACAACUCUCUGAUCCGGCUACCUUUAAGAAGAUCGUCGGCAAGAUCAAGCAGGCGCCAGAGGACGUGCUUUUCCUCACCCACUGCGCCCCGGAGGCGAUGGCCGCAAAGAAGGCCGGUCUGGGGGCGAUUCUCAUCAUGACCCACCGUCGAGAUGUGAACAAGCUGUCGGCGGAGGAGAAAAAAGAGCUGCCGUACGUGCGCUCCUUCAAUGAGAUCAUCUUCACCGGUGACGCUCCAAAGGCAAAGAACCUUGACGGCAGCUCGGUGGUGGACGAUGAUGACUCUGGAAGUGCUGCUGCCGCUGGUGCUGGCGGAAAGAAGAAGACACCGAGCAAAAGCAGCGUCAAGAGCGGCAAAAAGAAGAAAAAGUCCAAAUCAAAGUCGAGCAGUUCGGGUGAAGGGAAGCCGAAGAAGAAGAGCCGCAGCAGCUCCUCUGGCAGUCAAGCCAAAAGCAGCACUGCCGCUGACUCUGCCGCCGCCGCCAGCGAAUCAGCUGGUAAAAGCAAAAAGUCAAAAGUGAAAAGCUCAUCUGCGGCAAAGAGCUCCGCGGAGGGAUCAAAGACAAGCAACGCCGGCUCAAAAGCCGACUCAAAGGCCAGCAAGUCGCGCAAGUCCAGCAAGGCAAGUGCUCCUGGCUCUAAAGCUACUUCUAGUGCUGCCGACGAAGGCAAGUCAUCUGGUGGGGAAGCUGGAUCAAAAGCUGCCUCAAAGACUAGCUCAAAAACUAGUUCAAAGGCUGGCUCAAAAACUGGCUCUAAAGCCGGUUCACAGGCUGGCUCAAAGUCGACUGAAGGCACCAAGAGCAGCAGCGGAAAAUCCAAGCCUGGUUCCAAAUCGACUGACGGAGCCAAGAGUUCCGGCGGUGGCUCUAAAGCUGCUUCUAAGUCCACUGAGGCAGUGAAGAGUAGCAGCGGAGGAUCCAAGUCUAAAGCCGGGUCCAAAUCAGUUGACGGCGGGAAAAGCAAUGGCGGAGGAGGGUCUAAGGCUGGCUCAAAAUCGACUGAGGGCGGCAAGAGUAACGCCGGUGGCGGAUCUAAAGCUGGCUCCAAGUCAACUGAAGGAGUCAAAAGCAGCGAUGGUGGCGGCGGCGGUGGCUCCNAAUCAAAAGCUGCCUCAAAGACUAGCUCAAAAACUAGUUCAAAGGCUGGUUCAAAAACUGGCUCUAAAGCCGGUUCACAGGCUGGCUCAAAGUCGACUGAAGGCACCAAGAGUAGCAGCGGAAAAUCCAAGCCUGGUUCCAAAUCGACUGACGGAGCCAAGAGUUCCGGCGGUGGCUCUAAAGCUGCUUCUAAGUCCACUGAGGCAGUGAAGAGUAGCAGCGGAGGAUCCAAGUCUAAAGCCGGGUCCAAAUCAGUUGACGGCGGGAAAAGCAAUGGCGGAGGAGGGUCUAAGGCUGGCUCAAAAUCGACUGAGGGCGGCAAGAGUAACGCCGGUGGCGGAUCUAAAGCUGGCUCCAAGUCAACUGAAGGAGUCAAAAGCAGCGAUGGUGGCGGCGGCGGUGGCUCUAAAACUGGCUCUAAAGCUGGUUCCAAGUCGACUGAUGGUGGCAAAAGCAGCGGUGGAGGCGGAUCCAAAGCCGGGUCAAAAUCAACCGACGGAGCCAAAAGUUCUGGUGGUGGCGGCUCCAAAGCUGGCUCCAAGUCCACUGAGGCAGCCAAAAGUGGCGAUGGUGGAGGAGGCGGCGCUGGAUCUGAGUCGGCCGUCGCGGGCGGCAGUUCUACUGGCGGUGGCUCCAAAGCCGGAUCAGCUGCAGGCUCUAAAACUGGCUCCAAGGCUGGCUCCAAGUCGACUGAUGGCGGCAAGAGCAGCGGCGGCGGCGGCGGUUCAAAAGAAGGCUCGGGGGCCGCUGAAUCAGGUGCCCCUCCUGGCUCAAAGGCUGCUUCCGCUGAGGGUGGAAAGAGCAGUGCCGGAGGUGGGGGCAGUGGCGCCGAGUCAGCUGCAGGCAGUGCCGAUGGUGGUGGCGGCGGUGGCUCCAAGCCUGGUUCUUCAGAUGGAAAGUCAUCGGCCGGCGGCUCCAAAAGCGAAGGCAAACAGUAG
Messenger RNA from Rhagoletis zephyria (snowberry fruit fly), 2571 nucleotides. The record is from RefSeq and is a predicted model, not a curated record. Lineage: Eukaryota; Metazoa; Arthropoda; Insecta; Diptera; Tephritidae.